AUGUCCGUCAUGCUGCAAACGCCAUCCAGAGCCUCGUCAGCCUCCUCGUCCUCCUUCCAGCCCAUAUCUCGCCAGAACACCAUGUCUUCUUACGAUGGAUCGCGGUCCACCCGCCAGUCCAAGCGGUAUUCCAUGUCGGCAUUGUACAUGUCAAUGUCGGCAAAUGAGACCGACUUGGAAAUAGAAGAUGAUCUUGCCAAAGCGCAAAAAAUACUUCGAGAUCUCAAGUCAAAGAUCUCGUCACAAUCCAAAAAGAAUUUCGUUCUAGAAAAAGAUGUCCGGUAUCUCGACGGCCGGAUUGCCCUCCUGAUCCAAAAUCGCAUGGCACUAGAAGAGCAACAUGAAACCGCGAGCUAUUUGGAAGAUGCCGCCGAUCUGCAAGAAGGGGCUUUCCCCAACGACGACAGGACACAGAAGUACGGCAACUUAAUGUUCUUACUGCAGUCCGAGCCGAGGCACAUUGCCCACCUUUGUCGCCUGGUCUCGAUGCAAGAGAUCGACUCACUACUCCAGACCGUCAUGUUUACCAUUUACGGUAACCAAUACGAGAGCCGCGAGGAGCAUCUCCUUCUCACCAUGUUCCAGUCCGUUUUGACCUACAACUUCGAAAACACGCCCGAAUACUCGUCCCUUCUCCGCGCAAACACCCCCGUCUCGCGGAUGAUGACGACGUACACGCGGAGAGGCCCUGGUCAGAGCUUUCUCAAGUCCGUACUUGCCGAUAAGAUCAACAGCUUGAUCGAGCUCAGGGACCUCGACCUGGAGAUCAACCCGUUAAAGGUUUACGAACGGAUGAUUGAGCAGAUUGAAGAGGAUACGGGAAGCGUGCCUCCUUCAUUGCCUAGGGGUGUCACGGCCGAACAAGCCGCUGCAAACCCGCAAGUCCAAGAGAUCAUCGAGCCCAGGUUAGCCAUGCUUACCGACAUCGCCAACGGCUUCCUCAGCACGAUUAUAGACGGAUUGGAAGAGGCACCAUACGGCAUAAGGUGGAUUUGCAAGCAGAUUCGAAGCCUUACAAAGAGGAAGUAUCCUGAUGCUAAUGACCAGGUUAUAUGUACUCUCAUUGGAGGUUUCUUUUUCCUCCGCUUCAUCAACCCGGCUAUCGUAACACCAAAGUCGUACAUGCUCAUCGAUGGGCAGCCAGCCGACAAGCCACGAAGGACCUUGACCCUCAUAGCAAAGAUGUUACAGAACCUCGCCAACAAGCCAUCGUAUGCCAAAGAGCCAUACAUGGCUGGGCUUCAGCCUUUUGUCCAAAUGAACAAGAGCAGAGUCAACAAGUUCAUGCUUGAUCUCUGCGAGGUUGGAGACUUUUACGAGAGCCUGGAGAUGGACAACUACGUGGCGUUGUCGAAGAAGGAUCUCGAGCUGUCCAUUACGCUCAACGAGAUUUACGCUAUGCACGGCCUACUGGAAAAGCAUGCACAUGAGCUUUGCAGGGAUGAGAACUCGCACCUCGCCCUGCUCAUGGGAGAACUCGGCCAAGCUCCACCCCAAGUUCCCCGUAAAGAAAACCGAGUGAUGAACUUGCCUCUUUACAGUCGCUGGGAGACGGCUAUCGACAACCUGACAGCUGCCCUGGAUAUCACACAAGAAGAGGUGUUUUUCAUGGAGGCGAAAUCCAUUUUUGUCCAGAUCAUGCGCUCGAUACCUCAGAAUACGGCUGUAGCGCGCCGCCCACUCAGGCUUGAGAGGAUCGCAGAUGCAGCCGCCACAUCCAAGAAUGAUGCGGUCAUGGUUCGCAAGGGAAUCAGAGCCAUGGAGUUGCUCAGCCAGUUGCAAGAACUGAAGGUGACCGAUAAGUCGGACGGUUUCAGUUUAUUGCGCGACGAGAUCGAGCAGGAGCUCCAACAUCUAGGAUCGCUCAAGGAGGGCGUCAUCGCCGAGACUCAGAAGCUGGAGGAAGUAUACAAGACAAUUCGCGAUCACAAUGCGUACCUCGUGGGUCAGCUGGAGACGUAUAAGAGCUAUCUGCACAAUGUGCGCAGCCAAAGCGAGGGCACGCGCCGCAAGGCCCAGAAGCAGCAGGUGCUGGGUCCAUACAAGUUUACACACCAGCAGCUGGAGAAGGAGGGCGUCAUUCAAAAGAGCAAUGUUCCGGAUAACAGGCGGGCAAACAUCUAUUUCAACUUUACAAGCCCUCUACCCGGAACAUUUGUCAUUUCUUUACAUUACAAGGGGCGCACACGAGGACUCCUCGAGCUGGAUUUGAAACUGGACGAUCUGCUCGAGAUGCAAAAAGACGGCCAGGACGAUCUGGACCUGGAGUACGUUCAGUUCAACGUCACCAAGGUUCUCGCGCUGCUGAACAAGCGGUUCGCGCGGAAGAAGGGCUGGUAGAAACAGCAACCUUUACCACCAUCAUCAACCUACAUCCACACCGAAUUUAUACCAUCGUGUUCCUCAAAAACUGGCUUCACAGGAAGGACAGACGAUUUAACGAGUAUUCCCGAAUCUGAACGGCCAGCAACUCGGCAUGAUGCACCGAGCUUCGCACACUUCUGUAGAAUGUGUGGACUUCUACCUUUUUCCUAUGGAGUUCGGGGACCAUGAUACCACUUCUUUAUUUCUUUACAUGCUCUCUAUUCUAUUUCGUCCCAUACUACCGGACAACUCUGUAUACGACUGCCUAGCGGUGAGGCUAUAUAUUAUGCUCAUUUGCUGGGGUUUACAUCCUUUUUUUGGGUGCCGUCAGGUUACCUACAUGGCUCAGCAAUUGCUUCGAUUAACGUUUUUUUUUUCUAUUCUUUUUUCCAUCUUUUAUGUUAUUUUUUCUUUCUUUUGUUUGUUUUUACCGACGAAAAGCGCCAUACCAGCUAUAAUGCCACCAGCCGGGUGAGGCCUAUGAAUUUAGUGCGACGUUCCUAGACACUGGGAGAAAUUCAGGUUGCGUGGAAUAGUUCUUGUCACAAAGUCCACUCCCGGUACCAAACGCAGCUGGUGUCGAAGGCUAUGCUGGCGGGCGAUGUCACGAUAUUAAGGGUGACAAGUAUGAGGUGUCCCCCUGACACCAACCGAACCGCACACACAAUAUGAUGUUCGCGGCGUGUGAGAGCAACUUGCUUCUUGCCAAAGCCGUGAUUGACGGACCAGUGGAGCCUACGAGGAGUGAUGAGAAGCGGACUGUGGACAUUUCAUUGCCCGUAUUUGGGCAUAACCGGUACAUAUAUAUAUAUAUAUAUUUUGUUGUGGUGGGGCAAGCUAGAGCUGCUGGCUUUUAAUGACAGAUUGCGCGUCCAGCGGGAGGUCUGAUGUCGUAAAAACAAGAGGGGAUGGGCGGCAGGGGAGCUUCUUUUUUUGGGUUGUGCUUGAAUGGAAGGGAGAUUGGGCGGCUUUCACAUAUCAGUAUUAUAUUCUCGGCUGGUCCGGUGUUAGUGAUCGAGCUUUUGUCUUACUACAUCAAACCUAUUUUUUUUUUCUAUGACUUUUGGUCGUGUUCCCACUGGGCUGGAUGAGGUCUGUCGCGACUAGUUCUAA
Messenger RNA from Pyricularia grisea, 3477 nucleotides. RefSeq lists its product as uncharacterized. The record is from RefSeq and is a predicted model, not a curated record. Bases 1 to 2340 code for a protein of 779 amino acids. Gene Ontology annotation, biological process: regulation of actin cytoskeleton organization; regulation of GTPase activity. Gene Ontology annotation, cellular component: cell cortex. Gene Ontology annotation, molecular function: protein binding; GTPase activator activity. The transcript has 5 exons. NCBI's taxonomy places the organism in Eukaryota, Fungi, Ascomycota, Sordariomycetes, Magnaporthales, Pyriculariaceae.